GACGUUUUUUUCUCCGCUGCCCCGCCUCCCCUCUCCUCUUCCCGUCAGCUCGAGACCAACGGAAACAGCAUAGGCCUUGUCCCGCUGAUCCACACGCGAGAAACGUAUCUAGGAGACAUACAUACAUUUGAUUUGUUACAACGUGUCUGGUAUUUGACUGUUUGCUAGAAUGGAAAUGUUCACCCAAAAUAUCCAUUUAUGAGAAAUCGACGUAAAUGGUCACUUUUCCUUUAAAUGUCCUCUGUUGUUCUGCAUAAUAUCCAGGAAGUGGGAGAGCAUUCCUCCCCAGCUGAUCCAGAGAGCCAGACGGAAGUCUCCUACUCAGAGGCUUUAACAUUCAGCGGUGACCAGACAAGGGGACCGUGUUAUUGGUAAAUAUCGUCUGGAAUUAAUCCCGUGGAUUAUCCGUGGGUGGUUUUAGUGGAGACACGGCCCGGUAUCCCCACCGCCUCUUGUCUUUCUCCCGGUCGGUCGGGUGGAUCUGCCGUGGUAGGACUGUCAUGAGCCCGGGCUGGGAAUGGCAUCCUCUCCCAGUGUUUGUAAGAAGGUCGGGCCGGUGGAGGAGGAGAACGGAGAACCGGAUCAUUCUCUACAAGAGAUGUUGAAGGCGAUAGCCGACGAACGGAACCGUCUUACUGUCAGACAAGAAACUAGUGGACUUGGGUGUUUUAAGGACGACCGCAUCGUGUUCUGGACAUGGAUGUUCUCCACGUACUUCAUGGAGAAGCUGUCGCCGCGGGAACAGGACGACAUGUUGUUUUACGUCCGCAGGAAGCUGUCAUACGUCAGCCCCGACCAAUCAGAGGGCAAGAAGGUAGAUGUGGAGGUGUACAGGAGAGACUCUAAGAAGCUUCCAGGUUUAGGAGAACCUGACAUCGACUGGGAGGAGAGUGUUUACCUGAAUCUGAUCUUAAUGAAG
Oncorhynchus tshawytscha (Chinook salmon) is the source of this 919-nucleotide messenger RNA. RefSeq lists its product as uncharacterized. The record is from RefSeq and is a predicted model, not a curated record. Lineage: Eukaryota; Metazoa; Chordata; Actinopteri; Salmoniformes; Salmonidae.